CAUCAAAUUCAGUCGAUAUUGUAUCAAUGUUCAACUCUAAACCAUUUGAUUAAUAAAAUUGUCUGCAUAAUCGAUGUAUUUAAAAAUAGAUACAUUAUGAUAUCCAUUAAUCCAAAAAACAUAAUAUACAGACAUUACUGUUAUUUUGAUACCAUAUAGGUGUAAUUUAAUUGUGUAAAUUGUAAUUGUUUGUACGAUUCGUACCUACCUAUAUGUAAAUGAGUAAAUAACUGGAUAGGACACUAUUUAACUAUCUGAAAUAAGUUUUAUGAUUAUAUUGUGAUUUUGGUUAUCGUACGAAAUACGUCGAUCAAUCGAUAUGACUUUAAAGAUUUAUAUUAUAUGUAGGUAGGUACAUUAAACAUUAUAAUAUACAUUACGUACACGCAGAUUUCCUGCAGAUUUAUUCCAGUGCAGUACUAGUCUACUAGUCGUGAACUCUCUACAAUUUGUUGUAUUUGACGUGGCUUUAAUCGAAUCAUGUUUAUAAUAAUCAUUACGGUGUACAUAAGUGUCUCGACAUGUUGAUGAAGCUCGUUUCUCGUUACUCGUCCACCCGAUAAGAUAAUGGUAAUUGUAUAUCAUCAUUCAUCAUUAUAUAUAUAAUAUAGGUGUUUGCGUUUAGAUUACCUUAAAUUUAGCGUUGAUUUUCGGUAAGUACUCUAGUCAUUAGUUAGUUGUGCCUGUUCGACAAUAUGCGACCGCGAUCAUAUAUUGCGUUUUUCGUCGUUUUUGCGCACGUCCGGGGAUACGAUGAAAAACCUAACUUGGAUUUUGGACGGUUGCCGGACGACACCAAACCGGAAUCGUACGCACUGAGUGUGUUGCCGGAUUUUGAUGCGGUAAACCCUUCGUUCACCGGCCUAGUGGACAUCUCAAUCGUAGUGAAGACCACCACCGCCGAGAUUACAUUUAACUCAAAGGACUUGGUGUUGCACGAAAUCAGGAUUACGGAUGAUAACACCAACGGCGAUGUCAGGGUUGACUCUUGGAAGUGCAUGGAAGACCUGGAACAAGUAAAAGUCAAGGUAGAUGGACUUAUUUUGGCAAAACGAAAAUACACUAUACAUAUUGAUUAUAGUGGUUAUUUGAACGACGAUGCGUCCAAGAUUUUCCACACCUCUUACGAUGCCUACCUGCGUGUAAAAAAGUUGGUGGCUGCUAACAAUCAAUUACAAACUACACGCGCAAGAAGUGCUUUUCCUUGUUAUGAUGAACUACACUUUAAAACACCAUUUAACGUAUCCAUAAAAACUAAAAGGAACGAAAUCGCUUUGUCAAGUAUGCCGAUUUUGAACACUGUUGACAUAGAUGAGCCCAUAGGAAAAGAUUCAACCAAAUACACGUACAAGACCUGGGUUCAUUUUAUUCAAACUCCACUAAUUCCAACAUCUAUGGUUAACAUUUUUGUUGGUGAAUUCAAGCAACUUGGCAAAUUACGUCAAAGCUUAAGUCACGAGGAUGGCUUAUAUCUGGAAAAAUAUAUAAUGAGAGCGGCUCCUGAUCAACUGAACGCAAUAAGAAAUAAGAAAUAUGCAGAUAUUCCAACAGAUUCGUCACCAAUGUUUUCUAGUACAAUUUCAGAAACAAAAGAAUCCACUUCCAUCCCCGUUACUACAGAUCCGUCAUCAGUGCCAUCUAGUACAAUUUCGGAAGCACAAGAAUCCACUUUCACCCCUGUUACUACAGAUCCGUCAUCAAUGCCUUCUAGUACAAUUUCGGGAGCACAAGAAUCCACUUUCACCCCUGUUACUACAGAUCCGUCAUCAAUGCCUUCUAGUACAAUUUCGGGAGCACAAGAAUCCACUUUCACCCCUGUUACUACAGAUCCAUCAUCAGUGCCAUCUAGUACAAUUUCGGAAGCACAAGAAUCCACUUUCACCCCUGUUACUACAGAACCGUCAUCAAUGCCUUCUAGUACAAUUUCGGUAACAAAAGAAUCCACUUCCAUCCCCGUUACUACAGAUCCAUCAUCAGUGCCAUCUAGUACAAUUUCGGAAGCACAAGAAUCUACUUUCACCCCUGUUACUACAGAUCCGUCAUCAAUGCCUUCUAGUACAAUUUCGGAAGCACAAGAAUCUACUUUCACCCCUGUUACUACAGAUCCAUCAUCAGUGCCAUCUAGUACAAUUUCGGAAGCACAAGAAUCUACUUUCACCCCUGUUACUACAGAUCCGUCAUCAAUGCCUUCUAGUACAAUUUCGGAAGCACAAGAAUCCACUUUCACCCCUGUUACUACAGAUACGUCAUCAGUGCCAUCUAGUACAAUUUCGGAAGCACAAGAAUCUACUUUCACCCCUGUUACUACAGAACCGUCAUCAAUGCCUUCUAGUACAAUUUCGGAAGCACAAGAAUCCACUUUCACCCCUGUUACUACAGAUCCGUCAUCAAUGCCUUCUAGUACAAUUUCGGUAACAAAAGAAUCCACUUCCACCUCUGUUACUACAGAUUCGUCAUCAAUAUCUUUUAGUACAAUUUCGGUAACACAAGAGUCCACUUCUACUUCUGUUGCUACUGAGUCUUCGUCAAUGUCUUCUAGUACAACUGUGGCAACACAAGAAUCUACUUCCACCUCUGUUGCUACUGAAUCUUCGUCAGUUUAUUAUGGAACAACGACAGAACCAAUUCAACCGACAAUUUACACCGAUUCUACAACAAAAUUAAGCACGUCAGUCGAACCUGUUCCUAUAAGAUACAGUAGAACAUCAACAGAACAUGUCCCAACAUCGGAACCUUUUGUGCCUACUACCAAAUAUACAACGUCAACAUAUAAACCAAUGAUUGUGUCCACUGAAUCGUUUUAUGGACGACCAUAUUAUGUAUUUAAUUUUAUUUUCACAAGUGUGUUAAUAAUUAUUGCUCUUUUAAUGGGCACAGUAUUUUUUUGGAAUAAGCUUGCUAGGAAAAAUGUUUUCAGUAACAAUGUAAAUAUUUCUCUGUAAACUAAUCAAAUAAAUUUAGUUUUGUUUUGAUUUUCUAUAAUCCAGUGAGCAUUUGUUAAUUUUCUUUUGGUAAGUUUUAGUUUAUCACAAUAUUUGUCCUGUUAAUAAAUAAAAUUAUAAUAAAAAAAUGGUAUAUUUUUUUAUUAAAACUAUUUCUGUACAGUUAAUCGAAUGAGUAAUUAAUGUUGGCCAAUUUGCUCAUAGUAUUGGAACAAAUUCUAUAAAAUGUGUUUAUAAAUGCUAUUAUUUUUAAAUGGUUAUUUAAUUUUUUGAUUAACACCAAUUCAUU
This is a messenger RNA of Metopolophium dirhodum (rose-grain aphid), 3231 nucleotides long. Its product is annotated as mucin-2-like. The record is from RefSeq and is a predicted model, not a curated record. The transcript has 3 exons. Gene Ontology annotation, biological process: peptide catabolic process; proteolysis. Bases 696 to 2942 code for a protein of 748 amino acids. Lineage: Eukaryota; Metazoa; Arthropoda; Insecta; Hemiptera; Aphididae. Gene Ontology annotation, cellular component: cytoplasm. Gene Ontology annotation, molecular function: metalloaminopeptidase activity; zinc ion binding; peptide binding.